AUUAAUGAAAUGGGUUCAAGCUGGUGAUUCACAUUGAAGAAGCUACUGUGUUGUUGGUUCAUUAGAUUCCUUUCGACUACCUCCUCUUAGUUACAUGAAGAUUGCUUGAUAUUUGUUAUGAGACAAUCCAAUCUUCUCCACAAUGGGUUCCAUGUCUGGAAUCCUUCAGAGACCUCUAACUGCAGCAGCUGCUGUUGCUGUAACUGCUGUUUCUGCUGUUACUGCUGAUCUAGCUGAUAGAUUCUCUCCUACCAAGUCAUCGGAUCCUUGUUUCUCCUCAGAAACAUUGAAUUCUUCUUAUCAAAGUUCAGUAGAGGAACCAAGGUCAUGGGUUUCUUGGAUUUCUGUUUCUAAUCUCAGAAACUUGUCAUUUGUGACAAGAGUCCAGAAACCUGUACCUAGCAUUAACUACCCAGUUCCUUAUUCUGGUUUUCCAAAUGCUUCGAGUUCAUGGUUCAAUUCACUUUCGACUUCUGUUGCUUCUCCUCCUGUUCUUGUAACAUCGUAUCAGUCUGCGGAUUUGGCCAAAGCACCGAAGGCAUCUGAAUUUAUACACUGCAGUCCUUCAUCACCCUCUGAGGUUCUGUACAGAUGGCAUUUACCAGACCCAAAUGCUUAUGGGGCUUCUGGUAAUUCAGAAUGUUCAUUUAAAAAGUCUAGAACGGUGGUUGUUUUACUUGGAUGGCUGGGGGCCAAGCAGAAGCAUCUGAAGAGAUAUGCAGAUUGGUAUACAUCAAGGGGGUUCCAUGCCAUUACCUUUACUUUCUCGAUGGCUGAGAUCCUCAGUUACCAGGUUGGUGAGAAAGCUGAACAGGACAUAGAGUUGCUUGCGAACCAUCUAGCUGGUUGGUUAGAGGAAGAACAUGGGAAAAAUCUCGUAUUUCACACUUUUAGCAAUACUGGCUGGUUGACGUAUGGGGUUAUUCUUGAGAAGUUUCAGAAGCAGGAUCCAACUUUAAUGGGUAAUAUUAGGGCUUGCAUUGUUGACUCAGCUCCUGUUGCAGCUCCAGACCCGCAGGUCUGGGCUUCUGGUUUUUCUGCUGCAUUUUUGAAAAAGCAGAGUAUUGCAACAAAAGGACUGGCUGGUGCUGAUUCUGGUGUGGAGGUAAGUGGUAGUGGCAAAAGUGAGGAACACAAACCUGCUGUGACUGAAACAGCUUUGCUUCUUGUUUUGGAGAAGUUCUUCGAGGUAGUUCUGAAUCUUCCUAAAGUUAACAGGAGGCUUUCUGAUGUGCUGGAUCUGUUAUCAUCAAAACAACCAAGAUGUCCACAGUUAUACAUCUACAGCACUGCGGAUAGGGUUAUUCCAGCUGAAGCCGUGGAAUCCUUCAUCGAGAAUCAGCGAAGGGCUGGCCAUGAGGUCAGAGCUUGCAAUUUUCUCUCUACUCCCCAUGUUGAUCAUUUCAGAAAUGAUCCAAACCUCUAUACUUCUCAGCUCACAAAGUUUUUGGAAGAUUGUGCUUGUAAACAUUCUUCUUAACUGAGCAAAGCAUACAUUUCCAUCAUUUUUUCACUGUCAGGUCAUACUUAUUACAGAUGAUAUACCCAUUCAAUCUAAAUUUUCUUCGUUAAAUUUGUUGGUGUAGAGGUUGUCAAAUUCAAAGCAGAAUUAUCUCUACCCUUAUU
This is a messenger RNA of Telopea speciosissima, 1626 nucleotides long. Its product is annotated as transmembrane protein 53-like. The transcript is spliced from 4 exons. Lineage: Eukaryota; Viridiplantae; Streptophyta; Magnoliopsida; Proteales; Proteaceae. The coding region runs from base 143 to 1480 and encodes 445 amino acids. The record is from RefSeq and is a predicted model, not a curated record.